Messenger RNA from Aspergillus thermomutatus, 471 nucleotides. RefSeq lists its product as uncharacterized. The transcript has 2 exons. The coding region runs from base 1 to 471 and encodes 156 amino acids. Lineage: Eukaryota; Fungi; Ascomycota; Eurotiomycetes; Eurotiales; Aspergillaceae. The record is from RefSeq and is a predicted model, not a curated record.
AUGGUAUCUGCUAAGAGAAAAAGCCUAGAAGGCGGACAUGACAGCGCCAGUCAUCAGCAGAAGAAGGCCCCAGGAAGGAAGCGCGGUGCAAAGAAGCAAAAGACUCUGUCGUCUGCCCCCGCAGAAAUUACUUCAGCUGCUACAGAUAGCUCUGUUAUGCAGGAAUCUGUGGCGUCCAGUGAUCAAGCGUCGCAGACCCCAGAAACCACCACUAAGCAGCCUUCCAGGUUUUGGACCGACGAACUCAGGAUCUCCUUGCUUGUCGCCGUUCUGAAGGAGGUCAAUCACACAAUUUCGGAGGACGCCUGGCGCCAGAUUGCUGAAAACCUCAAACCAAAAAAGUCCAACAUCACUUGGAAUGGCGCUCGAAUCGAGGUCGGCCGUCUGAAAAGAGAACAUUUCCCCAGUACUGCGCCCGCACCGAGCGGCCCACACGAUCAGCCCGCUGAAACCCCGGAGGACGAGCAUUAA